GGCGAAUGGCUUUCAUGAUGAUGAAGAAGAAGAAGUUCAAGUUUAAGGUGGACUUUGAGCUGGAGGAGCUCUCCUCGGUGCCCUUUGUCAACGGAAUCCUCUUCUGCAAGAUGCGGCUGCUGGACGGGGGCAGCUUCUGCGCCGAGUCUUCCAGAGAGGUGGUGCAAGCAAACUGUGUUCACUGGAGAAAGAAGUUCUCAUUUAUGUGCAAAAUGAGUGCGAGUGCUGCUACAGGCAUUCUGGAUCCUUGCAUCUACAGGGUCUCUGUGAGGAAGGAAUUAAAAGGUGGAAAGGCUUAUGCAAAGCUGGGCUUUGCAGAUCUAAACCUAGCAGAGUUUGCUGGAUCAGGAAAUACCACUCGUCGCUGUUUACUAGAAGGUUAUGAUACCAAAAAUACAAGACAAGAUAAUUCUAUUCUUAAAGUCUUGAUAAGCAUGCAGCUCAUGUCUGGUGAUCCCUGUUUUAAAACACCUCCAUCCACAUCUAUGUAUAUACCGAUUGCUGGUGAAUCUGAAUCUCUACAUGAGGAUCGGAAGGGUGGAGAGACUCUCAAAAUCCAUCUUGGGUUGUCAGAUCUUUCGGCAAAGAGUGCUUCUGUUCCAGAUGAACUUGGUGCCUGUGGACACUCCAGAACAUCAAGCUAUGCAAGCCAGCAAUCAAAAGUAUCAGGUUAUAGUACAUGUCACUCCAGGUCAUCCAGUUUCUCUGACCUCUGCCAUAAGAGAAAUGCUUCAGUAGGAAGUACAUCAACAGGAAUUGAAAGUAUCCUGGAGCCAAGUGAUGAUACUGAACCAAAAGUUGAUCUUAAUCCUGAUGUACCUAUUAAACAAGAUGGGGAUGAAUCAUCAGAAAAACUCAACAGGCACCCUGUGAAGCAAGAUUCUGUGGAAUCCCAACUAAAACGUGUUGAUGCUACCAGAGUGGAUGCAGAUGAUAUUGUGGAAAAAAUAUUGCAAAGUCAAGACUUCAGCUUGGACUCCAGUGCAGAAGAAGAAGGACUGAGGCUGUUUGUGGGUCCAGGAGGGAGUACAUCUUUUGGCAGUCAUCACCUUCCAAAUAGAGUGGGAUCUGGUGCAUAUGAGCAAGUCGUGAUCAAACGCUAACAUGGAGCUUUCCUGUGGAUUUCAGAGUUGAUCAUUGGGUUUCUUUCCCCAAACUCCUGUGAGAAAAUGCACAGAAGAUGAUGAAUUGGAUUCUUCUUUGAAAAGGAAAACGAACAUUGGUUUGUCUUGUUCAUCUCAAAGUGCCUCUUGUGCCAUGAAAGGACCCUUCAGCAUGGUAGUACAAGGCAUCAUUACACACGAGGGCCAUGUGUGGGCAAAAGUUGCAAAUGUACAUAUUAGUGAAAUACUUGCUUUUUACCUAGAAAACAUCCUAUCUUGGGAAGGAGAAAAAGAAUGCUAUAUAUUUUAAGUGUCGUUUCUAUAUGUACAUUCACAAUCAGUGAUCAUUACUAUAUUUGGAAUUUGGCUGUAAGAAGUUCCUCUUUUUAACUGACAAACAUUUGUGAAUCCAAUUUAUAAAUUAUUCCUAUAUUAAUACAGUUUUUUUCAAGGAACUCUUCCUAUAUACUACCUAUAAUAUCACUACCAAAUUGUCAUCACUUUUCCAGGCAGUACUUAAUUUAAAAUAUGGAUUUAUGCUUUUAGGGGGAAAAUGCUUCUCUGAUCUAAAAAUACCUUUUUGUUAUUAGGUCUAAAUUUAUCAAACAUAAAUAUGCCUUCAGUACUCAGGAACAGGUACAUAAAAAUUAAGUUAAGUAAUUAGGAUUGGCACCAUCAAAUGGAAUUCUUGUAUAAAAUAUUGCUCCUGUUUGCUAAUAGCUAUGGAAAAGCUAUGGGCACUGCCACUCUGGAAUUGUUUCCAAAUAAGCUUUUAAGUUUAACAUCCAAUAUAUUAGGCCACCAGAAGUCACCUUGACCCAGCCAGGAGUUCAUUUAUCUCACAGAAUGAUGGAAUCUACUGUUUUAGGUACAAAAAUCUGUCAUCUCAGUGGAGCCUGGAUGGCCUUUGGCCCUAAAGUUCAGCUCUAUGUGAGCCUAGAAAAUGAAUCCAACAUGGCACAGCAUAAAGCAAAGCAGACCAGCCACUGCUCGGCAUUGAUGACAUGGAUGUGUUUCUUCUAUCAGCUCUCUGUGGUCAGGUAUUAUUUUUCCUUAAAAUGCCCAAAGGUGCCUUGAGAAAAAAGAGGCUAAGGAGAACCACAUCAAAGAAUACAGAGACUAUGCAGCCAACUUCCACUUAAUUAUGGGAUAUGAGUCAUUUCUAAUGGGCACAGGGGGAGCAGUUGACACUGCAGUAUACAUGUUAGAACUUCACCUUUUUCAUUCUGGGUCAUUUAAUCACUGUAACAAAAUGUUAAUUCUUGAUGCGUAAUUCCAAGCCUCUUAACUCUCAGACCUGACAUGCUAUGUUCAAGAAAGGCAUUGCAUUAAAAUGUCUGGAAAUAGAAUUUUUUAGCAAAACUAUUUUCAUUAUUUAGACUAAAUUAGGGAGCAAUUAUAAUAUUUAUUUAAAUGAAAGCCAUUUUUAAUAUUCAAGUUUUAUUUUUAACAUACUAUAUAGAGGUUUAGAACAGUUAUAAUAGCAAAUGUUGGGACUUAACUGUUUUUCUGAUGUUCCAUUGUUUCAUAUAUGUAUUCUUUGGCGCAUUGCUAUUUUUAAAUGUAGGACUUGAGCUGGAGGGGGUUGGGGGUGGGAGAGGGUAGGCAGAUGGAACUAGGCUUGUGAUUUCAUUAGUUUAGGAAAUUCUUGGAAUCAAUAUUCAUCCUGCCAAAGCAUAUUAAAAUAAAGGGAAGGUAAUAUUUAUUGAAGAAUACUUAGAAUGAUAACAGUUUGGGUUACCAGAAUCAUUAUUUAGAAAUUCUUUUGGAGAAGCAAUCAUUGAGAAUUAAUGAAAAAAAGCUUAUUUUAAAGGAGAUAAAAAGUUAUUUGCAAACACUUAAUACAGACUGCCCCAUAUAUUAUAGAAAUCAUUGUAAAAAAUAAAGGACAAUUUUAAUAGAGAGCCAAAAAUAUUGUUUUAAAAAGAACUAUUUCUUAAUGGCAUAACACUGAGAAACAUAUUUUUCUAUUACCCAAAUAUUGUUUCUAGGUUAUAUUUUUUAUUGGAGUUACAAAUGUUGGCUUUGUUGUAUGAAGAUGAGAGCCAGAAUGUGUUUCCAUAGUGCAAUACUAUUUUAAAAUAACAAUAGUGUGGAGAGAAAUGGAAAAACUAAAAAUCAUAUUUUUAUUUUAAAAAUAUAAUAGCUAUCAGUAAAUCUUGCUCUUAGAACUGUCAAAUACAAAGUUGAAAAAAUGUUUUAGUGAAUAUAAGCAUUAAUUAGGAGAGGGAGAAAGCACUUGUAAGGAAGUGCCUUUAGAAUAUGAAUUCAAUGACAGACUAUUACAUCAUUUUAUUUCUCUUUCAUCUUCCAUUAGUAUUGCAUUCAUGGAGUUUUUAAAAAAAACUUUCUCCAGUAUUGGUAUAAAUUUUGUAUUAUUUAAUGUUUUGAUUAAACAGCUGCAUUCCCUUUCUAGUUUUAUUCACCUAGAGCUCCGGUUGCCUCAGAACAUCAUAGUAGUCAAGUAUUUUUGAAGUCACAAGUUUAACUUUAUUCUAACUUACAAUUAGAAAAUCUAAUUAUAAGAAUUAUUUGCAGUUUUAAUAGAUUUUUAAACAUACAAGAAAAAUUCAAAUACUUAGAACCAAAGAAGUUUUAAAAAUCUGAAAGAGGGAAAUAAUGUUUUUCUUUUUUUCUGAUUCUGUCCCAAAGAAGAGCAUUAGGAUAUUCUUAAGGAAUAUAAUUAUAUCUUAAAAUAUUGGGGCAAAGCAUCAGUAAAGAUGAGGGGAAAAACUAUAAGGAUAUGUUUCAGAGGAAUGUAUCUGUAGAUGUCAGUCUGAAUGCCCAUUUUCACAAGGCCAAGUAUGGUUCCCCCAAAUCAGAAAAGAUCUGAAAAAACACAUGGAAUACUCUUUCUAAUCUGGCAAAGUUUCUAGCAGGACAGAAUGGACCCCAAACACUAAUGCCUCUCAGUUGAGCUCAUUCCAAGGAAACACCAACAAUAAUAUUAAUACCCAAACUGGUUUCCUCUAAGAAUGCUUUGCUUUUAUGUACUAGGAGAAGCAAGCACAGAGGACAGUAAAAUCAAAGAUUUAGAGUUGGACAGAACCUUAAAGUUCAGUUACAUCAUUUUACAGAUGAGGAAACCAAAGUCCAAGAGGUUGUGGCAUCAUCAAGGUCACACACUCAGCAUCUGAACCAGGUCCUCUGGCUCCAAGAAUACCAGAAGCCUUUAAAUUUAACCUAAUAGUAGCUUAAAUGGAGUAAACAUCCCAGCAGACUCCAGUGAAAACACACUCAAAUAAGCUAACAUUGAAUGUCUUCCAGAUGGUCAGUGAAAUAAUCUGGAUUUAAUUACAAACAUUUGAGUCAAUGUGGUGUUAGUAAAACAGAAUAGGAGUCAGGAGACAGAGAGGUUUUUAAUCCUGGCCUUGCAAAUCAUCUUCCUCUCUGGGUAUCAGUUUGUGUGUAAAAUGAAUAACUGGACAAAGAGGCCUCUGAGGUUUGAGAUUCAAAUAUCUAUUUUGAAUUUCCUUUGUUGCAAAACUUGGUAACCAUGUUCAAAGCUGAUAAGGUACUGAACAAUUUAGUGCAGAUUGUUCUUACUGACUAGUUUAAAGAGCUCUGAAGCAGUUCUGAUUAUGUAAUAACGCUGAAGUAUGAGGCUUCCAGAAUACAGUAAUACCACUCUCAUUGAUGAGAUGCUAUUGGAGUUUAUCUCUUUCUGAGAAGGUUUUUUCACAUAGUUCUUUAAGUCUGACAUGAUCUUUAUAGCAACUAGUGAUUGUUCCCUGCCAUCAAGGAAUGAUAACAUUGUCCAUUACUCUUUCUAUGGGAUGGUGCUUCAUGUGUAAAGUCUCUAAUUUGAUUAUGAUUUUCUUCUGCCCUAACAUUUUUCUAGAUACAGUGUAUAACUCAAUAGUUUAGUAGAGGAAGAAGAAGCACCUCUAUUCAAUGUGAAUUUUUGUUUAUUCAGUUAACAAAAUCAUUGUUAGUUGUUCAUUCUUGACAAGAAAUUCCUAGCCUCUUACUCUCAGAUCUGACACAGUGUCCAUGAAAGGUUUGCAGGUACAAUGUACCUACAUUAUGAGUAAUUAAAUAAAGCAGUCUAUUAAAACAUUUAAAAUGCACUAAUGAAAUGGACAUAUAGAAAAACCUACCUUAAGAGACCACCCCAAGAAUAUUCCCUAAUUUUGGAAUUUUCCUAUUUAAGAUGGCAUGGUAAGCAUUAAAUAUUUAUUUGGCUGGUCAGCCAGUUUCCUUAAAGUCCAAAACUGGCAAAGGCCUUAUACUUUGUUUCCAGAUUUCUGUGGUUAUCUUCUAUUAUAAAAACCCAGAAAUAAUCUUGCCAAUUUUGGUGGAAUUUACAUGAGAAGGCACUUUGUACCUAUUCCAUUUGGUUAAUUCUUUGGAAAUCAAUACAGUGAGCAUCCCCUUCCUCUUGAAGGUUGGUUCAGUCUGUGGAAAGAAACACACAGACGAACCCAAAGAGGUAGAUGUGUUUUAUUGAUUGUGAAAAAUUUCAUCAAUAAAUAUAUAUAUAUGUGUGUGUAUUUUUAUGAAGUGAAUCCAUAAGUAUUCUGCUGUGAUACUUGGAGAAUGACCUUCAUAUUUAAAUAUCAUACUCUUUUGCUUAAACUAUACAAUGACAAAUUCAGGAAAAUGUAAUUUUUUAAGCUGAUUUUUUUUUAUUGUAAAGUAUUUGUAAUAAUGUAAAAGUAAGUCUUACAAAUGUUCAAUAAAAAUCAUGUCUUAAA
This is a messenger RNA of Monodelphis domestica (gray short-tailed opossum), 5800 nucleotides long. It is a transcript of the gene EEIG2, whose product is annotated as EEIG family member 2. Lineage: Eukaryota; Metazoa; Chordata; Mammalia; Didelphimorphia; Didelphidae. The record is from RefSeq and is a predicted model, not a curated record.